Zingiber officinale is the source of this 1915-nucleotide messenger RNA. RefSeq lists its product as uncharacterized. NCBI's taxonomy places the organism in Eukaryota, Viridiplantae, Streptophyta, Magnoliopsida, Zingiberales, Zingiberaceae. The transcript has 5 exons. Bases 170 to 1483 code for a protein of 437 amino acids. Gene Ontology annotation, biological process: regulation of flower development. The record is from RefSeq and is a predicted model, not a curated record. Gene Ontology annotation, molecular function: protein binding.
UUAUUCCCCUGCUAUCAUUCCACUGCUUGUGUCUCUCGACUCUUGCUAAGCCCUAUAGUUGAAUUACAGGAAGGAAGAUAAGGAAAUUUAUUUUAAUUUUCAUUUAUUACACUAUUAUUGUCGAUAUAUAUAUCGAUCAGUCGGCGAAAGGCGCGACAGCAGUAGCAGCAUGCAGCAGGAGGAGAUCCCUUCAAGGUCGCCCACCGAGCAAUUCUCCAUUGAAGAGGAGUGCAUCUCCAGCUCCGAUGCCGCUCGGAUCUUGAACUCGUGCGACGAAGCCGUGGUCGUCGACGAGGAUCUCUUCCCGUCGCCGGACCACCUCUCGUCCCUCGUCAGCUUGCUCCGCACAGAGGACGAUGUCUUCUCGUCCUCGUCUGCCGCGGUGAGCGCCGGAGGGUCCUCAUCCGCGCCUCCCCCCUGCUACCCGGACGAUGGCGCUUUCUCCCCCUUUAACGCCCUCGACGCGGCCGCGCUCUCUGCUCUUCUCGAUGCGCCUAUGGGGACGCAGAUGCAGAACACCCAAGCCCCGGACGUCGACCUCCUCUCACACGCUCGCUACGCCGGCCCGUCCGCCUGCGCCUCCUCGGUGAACCUCCCGCUCAUCGGUUAUCCGCCUCCCUUCCCUGGGGAUCCUUCUCACUAUUCGUUCGAAGACGAGAUCUCGGUUGGCGAUCCGGCGACGAGCGGGUAUACGGCGGCCCGGUGUCAACCGAAUCGGCCGUGCGAGGGCGAGUACUACACCGCCGCGGUGGCCGGGAUGCAUCAGCAGCAGAAGCAGUCGUCGGGGUUCGUAGGGAUGGAGUUGGCGUCGCCGUGCUUGGCUCUGGAGGAGGGCGGCAUGGGGCCGAUGCUGUACCGGAGCUCAAUUGCCCGAGGAGAAGCGCCGAGGGGUUACUUUUUUGCGGGAGGGGGGAUGAUGAGCAUGCCGACGACAGUGCCGGAGGCCGGAUUCAUGGGACCGGCUAAUACGGCCAAGUAUCAGAGGCUGGACUGUGGUUUGGGAGUGUACGGACAGGAAGUCGCGCUGCAGCAUGCCUUCGGCUCUGGUGAUUUGCAGGUAAUUGGAGGAUGCAGCCAACAUCUGAUGACUGGAACUGGCGGCAAUCCGGUGCUGCUUCCAGCGCCGGAGGUGGUCUCAUCGAUGGAUGAAUCCAGCUUCAAGGUCGGUCGUCUGUCGGUCAAGGAGAGGAAGGAGAAGAUCAAUAGAUAUCAGCAGAAGCGAAACCAAAGAAACUUUAGCAAGAAGAUCAAGUAUGCCUGUAGGAAAACUCUGGCAGACAGCCGGCCUAGAGUGCGUGGGAGAUUUGCAAAAAAUGAUGAGUUUGGUGAUGUAACAAAAACUAGCUCAAAUGACCAUGAAUUCGAAGAUGAGGAAGAAGUAAUGCACUCUUCUCAUUUCAUCAAACACACUUUUUUCUCAAGCACUAAUUUCUGUUUGAUCCAAGCAACAAGCUUAUGCGAUGAUGGUGAAGGAAGAAGAUGAGAUGCUAGACUCGGAUAUCCUUCCGCACAUUAGUGGUGUGAAUUCCUUCAAUUUCCCUGUCGAAUCUUGGAUAUGAUCAGCGCUCAUAUGACUCAAUAAGUUUGGUUAUUGUUUGUCAUUUGCUGUCAUAAGCAUUCAUGAUUCAGCAGUCCAUACAGCUAAUAAAUCCUUCCAAUAAAAUGGCAUGGAGAUCAAUGUUGAUGCCAUUCUUCCCGUUGUGACUUGUACAACUUCAAAGAGAUACAAUACUCACGAAUGCAAACCUAGUUGGUGGUGAGAAAAAAAAUGUUCAGAUUAAUCAGUCUUGCCCAUGAGGUUUGUGACAUUCGUGUCAACAUGUCUGAUGUACUCAUGUACCCAAAGUAGGACCUUCCUUCUGUAUGAAUUUUUGGGAAUUGUCCUAUUCUGAACUAACCGUCUCUUUCAUCUUCA